Messenger RNA from Mus musculus (house mouse), 4250 nucleotides. RefSeq names its product heterogeneous nuclear ribonucleoprotein U-like 1 (gene Hnrnpul1). Gene Ontology annotation, molecular function: enzyme binding. The transcript is spliced from 15 exons. Bases 892 to 3171 code for a protein of 759 amino acids. The record is from RefSeq and is a predicted model, not a curated record. NCBI's taxonomy places the organism in Eukaryota, Metazoa, Chordata, Mammalia, Rodentia, Muridae. Gene Ontology annotation, cellular component: nucleoplasm; nucleus.
GACCGGGGAGCCUGGAGUCCGGGCCGAGGACGGGCUGUGGGACGCGGGAGCUCGACUCCACAGAGAUCCAGGAGAUGGUCUGAGGAGCCAGGGAUCCUGCCACCUGCCGUUGUAAAGGAUCUGCGGCCAGGGCCUCGGGGCAGCCUGAGGGCGGAUCCUGGCCUUCGGUGCAAGGAAAACCGUGUGGAGGGGGAUGGAUUUUAUUUUAAGGCGACCAGGGUCCUAGCGGGCGGGCGGGGAGGAUUUUAUAUCCUGGGAUUCGGAGACUGGAAACUGCUUUGGGGUUCUGUUUUGUGGCUUUGAGUUGGAAAAAGUCGGAAGAACUAGACGUUUUAGGGAAAGGGGUGUCGGGGGGCGGCGUCUUGGAAAAUGAGAGAUUCUAGCCGAGCGGUGAGCUGACAGCUUGGGGUAGCCAUGCUAGUCCACCGUUUGGGCUGAGUCUCAAAAGCUGGAUUUUCAGGUAGCGGAAGAAUGGCCUAGGGUGCAGGUCAGGGAGAAUUUUAAGGGUAGAAGAUCUUUGAUUUUCUUCACGGAUGGGAUAAGAUCUGCUUAGUGCUGGGGGUGGACUGGCACUUUGGACCUACGGGUGUCCAAGGCUGGGAAGAGUCUCCCAAAACAUGGACUGAACUCUCCAGUGUGUGCCAGGUGGCCUUUUAGGAGGUAAUGAAAGACCAGCAGAUUUGGAAACCCCUAUCCCCAACUCCUACAUUUCCUCGAGGUUACAGGGUCAACCUUGAGGGCAGGUACAACUUGUAUGUUUGGUACUGGGAGGUCUAGGCUAUCUAGUUGGCUUCCAGAGGAGAUUUGGGAUCUAAAUGGUGACAAGAAAGGACAGAAUCUUCUCAUGGACAAAGAAACUAGAGGGCCUAGAAUUGGAAGGACUCAGAUGUCAUGGACAAUAUUACCAGACAGAACCAAUUCUACGAGACACCAGUCAUCAAGCAAGAAAAUGAGUCAAGCUAUGAUAGGAGACCACUAGACAUGGAGCCACAGCAGCAAGUAUAUCACCCAGAAUUGAAGACAGAAAUGAAGCAAGAAGCCCCACCCAGCUUCCUCCCCCCUGAAGCCUCACAGCUCAAGACAGACAGACCACAAUUCCAGAAUCGAAAGAGGCCCUUUGAAGAGAAUCGAGGCCGUGGGUACUUCGAGCACCGAGAGGAUCGAAGGGGCCGCUCUCCUCAGCCUCCUGCUGAAGAGGAUGAAGAUGACUUUGAUGAUACACUUGUGGCCAUUGACACAUAUAACUGUGACCUGCACUUCAAAGUGGCCCGAGACCGGAGUAGUGGCUAUCCAUUGACGAUUGAGGGCUUUGCAUACCUGUGGUCAGGAGCCCGUGCCAGCUAUGGGGUCAGAAGAGGGCGUGUGUGUUUUGAAAUGAAGAUCAAUGAGGAAAUCUCCGUGAAGCAUCUUCCAUCUACAGAGCCCGACCCCCACGUUGUCCGUAUUGGCUGGUCCUUGGACUCUUGCAGCACUCAGCUAGGUGAAGAGCCUUUUUCCUAUGGUUAUGGAGGCACAGGGAAGAAGUCUACCAAUAGCCGCUUUGAAAACUACGGAGACAAAUUUGCUGAGAACGAUGUGAUUGGCUGCUUUGCGGACUUUGAAUGUGGAAAUGAUGUGGAGCUUUCUUUUACCAAGAAUGGCAAGUGGAUGGGCAUUGCCUUCCGAAUCCAGAAAGAGGCCUUAGGGGGUCAGGCCCUCUAUCCUCAUGUCCUGGUGAAGAAUUGUGCUGUGGAAUUUAACUUUGGGCAGAGAGCGGAGCCCUACUGCUCUGUCCUCCCAGGGUUCACAUUCAUCCAGCACCUCCCCCUCAGUGAGCGGAUACGGGGCACCAUUGGGCCAAAGAGCAAAGCAGAGUGUGAGAUUCUGAUGAUGGUAGGCCUGCCUGCUGCUGGCAAGACCACGUGGGCCAUCAAACACGCUGCCUCCAACCCUUCCAAGAAGUACAACAUUCUGGGUACCAAUGCCAUCAUGGAUAAGAUGCGGGUGAUGGGCCUGCGGAGGCAGCGGAACUAUGCUGGUCGCUGGGAUGUCCUGAUCCAGCAGGCCACUCAGUGCCUCAACCGUCUUAUUCAGAUCGCUGCCCGAAAGAAGCGAAACUAUAUCCUAGAUCAGACCAAUGUUUAUGGGUCAGCCCAGAGACGGAAAAUGAGACCGUUUGAAGGCUUCCAGCGGAAAGCUAUUGUAAUCUGUCCAACUGAUGAGGACCUCAAAGACCGCACAGUAAAGCGAACGGACGAAGAAGGGAAGGAUGUCCCAGAUCACGCAGUCUUAGAAAUGAAAGCCAACUUCACUUUGCCUGAUGUCGGGGACUUCCUGGAUGAGGUUCUGUUCAUUGAGCUCCAGCGGGAGGAGGCAGACAAGCUGGUGAGGCAAUACAACGAGGAAGGCCGGAAGGCCGGCCCGCCCCCUGAGAAGCGCUUUGACAGCAGAGGCGGAGGCUUCCGAGGCCGUGGGGGCGGCGGCGGUUUCCAGCGGUAUGACAACCGAGGCCCUCCUGGAGGCAACCGAGGAGGCUUCCAGAACCGGGGAGGUGGUGGUGGCAGCGGUGGUGGAGGAGGCAACUACCGAGGAGGUUUCAACCGCAGCGGAGGUGGUGGCUACAACCAAAACCGCUGGGGUAAUAACAACAGGGAUAACAACAACUCCAACAACCGAGGCAACUAUAACCGGGCUCCUCAGCAACAGCCACCACCACAACAGCCACCGCCACCACAACCACCACCACAACAACCACCACCACCACCUAGCUAUAGCCCUGCUCGGAACCCUCCGGGAGCCAGCAGCUACAACAAAAACAGCAACAUCCCUGGCUCCAGCGCCAAUACCAGCACCCCUACAGUGAGCAGCUACACCCCUCCACAGCCGAGUUACAGCCAGCCACCCUACAACCAAGGAGGCUACACCCAGGGCUACACAGCCCCACCACCUCCACCUCCGCCACCACCUGCCUACAACUAUGGGAGCUAUGGCCCCUACAAUCCUGCCCCCUAUACACCCCCACCACCCCCAACUGCCCAGACCUACCCUCAGCCCAGCUAUAACCAGUAUCAGCAGUAUGCCCAGCAGUGGAGCCAGUACUAUCAGAACCAGAGCCAGUGGCCGCCAUACUACGGGAACUACGACUAUGGAGGCUACUCGGGCAGCACACAGGGGGGCACAAGCACACAGUAGCCGGUGCUGGAGCCUUCAGAGGCUCGUGCCGGCUGCUUCUAAUAGCACCUGCCUUGGCCCCUUUUUCCCCUCUGAGUCCUGUGGUGCUGGGGACAGAGUUAUCCCAGGGCUGCCUCUCUCUAGCCCACUUUUUCCAGAGGAGCUUCUCUCUUCAUACAGGCCAGGCAUUUUCCUCUCUGGAUUCCAACAGGCAACAGUGAGCUUUUCUUUUAUCUUUGUCCCUCCACUUCCUCCUCCCCUGCCUUCUUAGCUAAAGAAGCCUCCCUUGUGAGGCCACAGUGACUGGGGAGGAGCCUUGCCUGUCUGCCCCUCCCUACUCUGCUUUUUAGCCCCUUGGCUUCCCAGACUCUCAUGCAGUUGGUUGUAAAUUCUUCCAGGAGCUGUUUUUCUGUCUACUUUUCAGGAUUUAAAAAAAAUUUUUUUCAAAAACUUUAAAAAAAAAAAAAGUUUAAGAAGCAAAUUGCAGAGGGAGGAAGCAUUGACUUUUUUUGGUAAUUAUGCUUUUUUUUUUUUUUUUUUAAUUUUUAGAAUUUGUCUGUUUUUACUGUGGGUCAGCCGUUGAUACUUCAUCAAAUAACCAUUUCUUUGCUGAGUUCAGGUAACCGAGGAAGAGCCACACCCUCGAAACAACAAAAUCACCUUUAACCUAACUUUUUAUAUGAUGUCUCAGUUCCCCGUAACUUUGCACACAAGCGUCUGUUCAGUUGGAUUGUAACUGCUUUUUGUACUUGGAGAGAGUGUGACUAUUGAACUUGAAACCUUUUACUCCAGGAGUCGUGGUAGUUUCUGGUGGGCAUAAGCGGGUGAGAGGGUGAAGGGAAGGUGGGGGUGGGGCCAGCUUCCCUUUAGACCCUAAAGUUCCUCCACCACCACCACCACCACCACCUCCACCUCCACCACCACCUCCACCUCCAUUGCUCUUCCAGGUGCCAGACCUGCAAUGUUUUACAGUGGUCCUUUUGAUUACUCUCACUUCCCGAAUGUUCUAACCGGACCUUAGCAAACCGCACUUAUUACAAGAUGUUUUACCCUGUUUUGUUUUGUUUUCUUUCAAUAAAUGACAUGGCACCUCUUAUCAG